UCAAACUCAAGUGCCCGGGCCGGGUCGAGAAUAUUGCAAGGAUCGAGUGCUCUGGAACUCCGUGUUGUUUUGUUCUUUUGAUUAUUUCAGAGCAUUGUUGACCCAAGGAGGCUCCAGCCUUGGUUGAUCAUUGGUCUGGCAACCUACGUGCGGGGGCUUCAUGUUUAUUAUUGUGGUGAGGGAAAUUAUGUUGUGAUUUUCACACGGCACAAAUUUCAGAGGAGACGGAUGUAUUACUAUUGCCAAGUACUAAUUGGACGGAUAGAAUUUAAGACACACCCUUUUUUCGUCGCUUGGGAUUUUCGCAGGAUGUUAAUUGUUAUAUUCUUAUAUAAAGUGUAGAUUGAAUCUUUGAGCAGCCUCAAAAUUAUGUAUGCCUCGAAGCGGGUUUAACGUUACAAACUGAACACAGAGCACUAACUCUAAACGUGGGUGGAGUUCCGUCCUGGGCCGCGGUUCGGCGUGUCGCAGUACUACAAGCCAGGCCAGGCGGUGAGGUAGCGGGGGCAGGCGAGAGAGCGGUAAUGUGAGAAAGCUGGUCCGCCGCGGUUGACCUCGCAGGCAAACUCCUGGUUCAGAUCCAAAACGGCACGACCAAGAUGGCGAGCUGCAGCAACAACUAUCAACAUCGAGGGAGAUACACAUCGUGUUUAGCCGGAAGUCUGCGUCUCUCCCUGGCCGUCUUGCUGGUGUGCCGCUUCCACACUGUUCUCUCGCUCCGAGAAGGGACCACACAGUUCAAAACGCACCCCAUGCUUUAUUUCGGGUCUGAAGACGUGGAGGACCUCAGGGGCAAGGCUAAAACUACACACAAGCAUAUAGCCGACGUGAUUGCUCAGGUUGCUCCAGAAAUUCACGCCAGACCGAAAACGUACCUACCGUCGAGGGACUACGAUGUGUUCGCAUCACGGUGGAAUGAAAUCUACGGAAACAAUCUGGCUGCCCUGGCAAUAUACUGUGUGCUAUUCCCAGAGGACAGGCAGGCCCUGGACACUGCCCUGGACUACAUGGACCGCAUGGCCUCGCUCAAACAGUGGCAGGUCAAAGCCUCCAUGAAGGAUGAGGUACCCGUCGCACAUUCCCUCACAGGCUUCGCCACCGCGUAUGACUUCUUAUAUGAGCACUUUGAUGACCAACGCAGGAAAACAUACAUCAGGAAGAUUUCUGAUGUCACCAAGGAGCUUUACGACUUGUCCAAGGUUCGGGGGUGGGGUAAGCAAUACUUACAGAACCAUGUAGCCACCAACUACCUGGCUUUGCUGACAGGUAGUCUUGUACUUGAGGUCCAUGACCCCAAAGCAGUUGUAUGGAAGGAGAGAGCCAUCAGCAAGAUUGAGGAGACCAUGUUUGUUCUUAACCAUGUCGUGGAUGGCUCCUUGGAUGAAGGAGUUGCAUAUGGUAGCUAUACGUCGCGAUCUAUAACGCAAUAUGUAUAUCUAGCCCUCAGACACUUUAACAUUAGUCAUUUAGAGAACUUUUGGCUGAAAGAGCAUUUCUGGUUCUACUAUUCCACAAUGUUGCCAGGAUACCAGCGAACAAUUGGCAUUGCUGAUUCAAACAACAACUGGUUCUAUGGCCCAGAGAGUCAACUGGUUUUCUUGGACAGGUACGUUCUAAGAAAUGGCAGUGGAAACUGGCUUGCAAGGUUGAUCAGGAAGCAUCGUCCUACGGAAGGGGCCUUCAGCGCAUCAACCUCACAGAGAUGGUGCACUUUGCACACGGAGUUCAUUUGGUACAACCCAUCCCUGGGGGAGUCCCCACCCCAGGGGCACGGCCAAGCUCAGCUGCACACGUUUACAGACUGGGGAGUCGUGACGUACGGGAGCGCGCUGCCUGUCGGGGCCGACAACACCUUCCUGUCCUUCAAGUCAGGGAGUCUGCACGGCAGGGCAGUGUGGAACAUUGUGCACCGCAAGCUGUACCCAGAGAUGGUGACAGUGGGCUGGCAGAACUUCAACCCGGGACACGAACAUCCCGACCAAAACUCCUUCGUGUUCGCCCCAGCUGGACAGCUGUUUGUCACGGAGGCGCUGUACGGACCCAAGCUUACCCACUUGAACAACGUACUGGUGUUCUCCCCGUCCAAGACUAGCCAGUGCUACCAGCCGUGGGAGGGGCAGCUCGGGGAGUGUGCCAAGUGGCUGGCAUGGAAGGAAACUCUGGUGGGAGACUCUUCUGCAGAAGUCAUCACAGCAGAUCAGAAAGGUGACAUGGUGCACAUCAGUGGUGAGGCAGCACAUGCCUACCAUCCCUCCAUGGGCCUGAAGAGUGUGUACAGAAACUUGCUGCUCCUUAAUAAGGAACUGCUGCUGGUGGUUGACCACAUCGAGGUGACCCCAGAGAGCCGACUCAAACAGUCGGCCGCAUUCUUCCACAACGUGGACAAGAUAUUCCAGACCUACAAGUUCCACCACUACAGAGGAGCCAAGGUGGAAACGCCUGUGGGAGAUCUGCGGAUGUUUUGGGUUAGCGAUGGCGGGGAUACGCCCUGGCCGAUGCUGGAAACGGAGCAGUACCCGGCAGAGUACCAGAGGAGAAUCACACAUUAUGUUAACAUCACCAUGUCCCUGUCCAGACCAACCACCCGUAUGGCCUAUGUUCUCAUGGGACCCAACCUCAAGAUGGAGGAGUUCAAGUUUGUGGCCAGUGAGCGAGAUGGAGUACAAAUGAUGCUCAAAGCUAAUGGAUCAGCGUACCACGUUUCCAUGGCAACCAGGCACCAGGAUCCUGUUGCCAGGGCAACGUACUUGGGAUUUCCCGGUUAUGCUCAUGUAGUAAAGGAUGGGAGGAAGGUGAGGUUUGGAGUGAAAGAAACGGAAAUGACAGUGGCAGGAGCCACAACCGAGAGACCCUUUCAGCUCGGGGUGUCCUUUAAUGUGUUCUUCGUCAUCACCCUUAUUUCGAUUUCCCUUGUCAUUGUCUUGAGGCAGAUGCUGACCUCCCAUCAAGCCACAGUAUUUCACUAUGUCUUCCUCACUCUUACAAUUUUAUGGCUCAUGUGUAUCAUUGCUGUGUGGACAGUUUGUCCCGUGUCCAUUUGUCCCUCUGCUGAUGAUACUAGUACUGAAGGUCUACGCGAGUUGUCAGUCAAGGACACAACCCUUCCAAGAGUUGUUAUAACCUCUCUCCCAGGGUCAGGGAGCGAUCUCCUCAGCCAAAUGUUUAUGGAGAAUCCAGACUUCUUGUACAUCCAGGUACCGUCCAAGUACGUCGGAGUACCACGAGUGGAGUUUGAAGCUGGUUCAUUUCUGGAUGCUUGUGAGUGGCUAACAUCUGAUGCAGCUUCGCAAAGGUUUCCACUGCUUGAGGGUUGGUUCCAGUCUUUUACAAGGGACCCUAUGCUGCAUCUGCACCGACAACAGAUUAGGCACCCAGCCGGGCGCAAGUUACAGGGAGAGGAGUUCAAGAAUUGGUUCAAAGAAACAAAACACCUUGCAAAUUCAGGAGGAGCUCAAAAGGGUGUCAAAAAGAGGAGUGCCAAAAAGAAGCCAACCAAGAAUGUGGAGAAGCAAAAGGAUUCAGAAGUGGCAAACUCAAGAAAAAGUGAGGGCGAUCGACUAAGAAUGGCGAGAUCUACUACUGAUGCUUACGAAGCUGAACUCACGGGUUUGUUACAGAGACUGGACGACUUCCCCAAUGCUCAGGCAGUGAUGCACUUGGGCAGCGGGAGUUGGACGUUGAAAAUGCAGUGGAUGUAUAGUGUGCUGAAGUCCCAGAGUAGGAUUAUACACGUGAUCAGAGACCCCAGGGCAUGGGUACACGCCAUGACAGCAAAGGACUCUCUUAUGUACAAGGAGAAACGUAUACUGGAACAGGUCACUUCCAUGUUUCAGAAUGACAACAAGUGUGGGCUGGAGACGGGAUACGCAUUUGAGUUUGAAAAGCUGCGUCUAGCUAUGGUGGAUGUUAAACUGCAACCCCACAAACUUCUGGCUCAUGUGUGGGCUGCCAACAUGGCUGCUGUACUACGGCUUAAACAGGCUCUCCCCACACAAAACUAUAGGCUACUAAAGUUUGAGAACAUUGUAUCCGAUCCCCUUGGGAGCACAGAGAGUUUACACAGAUUUAUGGGGGUGCCUGUCCCCCCUGCCACAGUGCACAGAAUGGUACAGGCCACAAGAGUUCAGAUGUACAGUUUACCCUUUGAGGAAGGACUGACUCUGGACAGUUUGAACCUGUGGAAAAGAACUAUGCCGACCGAGCACCUCCAAGACAUUGAAGAGAUCUGUGGACCAAUCAUGCGUGAAUUAGGUUAUAUCACCAUCAUGACGUGAUUAUCAAUGCUCAGUAAUGCCAUACAAGGUACAUUUUGUACAAAUGAUAAUGCUGUCACCAUGUACCAGGGGUGCCUAAGCAGAUAUUAUGAAAUUUGUAUGAAUUUUAUGUAAAAUACAUGUGAAAUUUAACAAACCAUAUGAAAAAUGCACAAAUCACUAUGCGAAUUUGUAUAAAUCUUGUACAAAAAACACACAAAGCACUAUAGGACAAUAUAUGAAUUUUACAAAAAACCCUUUCAUGCAAACCGACCAAAAAGCCCCACUGGGAGAAGAUACAUUUCUUAGUGUUUCUACCCACUAUACAUUGACUUGAAAGCCUUGGAGAAGCUUAUGCCAUCACGAAGACACAUUUGAUAGCCUGUGAACUACUCUUUGCUGCAUCUUGGUAUGAGUGUUAUCCUAGUUUGAUAAAACGUUAAUGUAGUUUACCGGGCUCCCAUACUCUCCCCGCCCCAGUAUACUAACCAAGACGCUACUCAGGCUUGCAUUUUGGCAUCACCAUUUCUUCUCCAGCUUCUGCAGCUUGAGCCUGUAUGACUUUUGGUUUCAUCAUGGAGGUUAUGGUUUCAUAUAAAGUGCCUAUUUUUCAUAAAAUUUGUACAAAUGCUUAGGCACCCCUGGUCAUGUAGAUUAUGUAGGUUACUGGUAAACUAUAACAGUUAUGAAAUCACAAUGUUCCUUGGACCAGGAGGGAGGGACGAAUAUCUCAGCAUACUUCUCAAGUGCCCAAAUAUUCAUGUCCCAUCAUAUUUUAUUCCAUCAAUUUACCAGUAACGUUAAGUCAAAACAUCUACUACAAUUAUGCAAUUGUUUACUAUUAGUUUUAUAUACAAGCAGCACUGUUACCUUCUAUUUGAUUCCAAGGCAGUAUUGUAUAUUAUAAUGACAUUGUGUAAUAAUAUUCCAUAUGAAUAUAUAUGUACAAUAUAUUAAAUAGCAAUACACAUGACAAUGGGUACAAUGUGAUGUUAGUUAUUGUAAUCAUGUAUAGAUGAUUUGAUGUCUAGAGAAACUUGAAUGUAGGUGCCUAACUCUCCAAUCAUUUCUAUGAAAUGUAGUUAGGCAGAUGUAGCUUAUCUAGAGUACAGUAUUACUGCAAGGUAAAGGCAUAUGGAUAUUUGGAAGAUAUAUUUGGAAUAUUACGCAAUGUAAUAUUGGGAAUCAGAGUUCAACUGUAACUUCUAACACAAAAAUUGGGCUUAUCAAAAUCUAUGGCUGACCAACUCCAGUCUUUGUCAAGGUUUGAGCAAUCCACUGUUUUCAUGUUAUGCAGAUAUAACAUGUGACUCGAUGAGCAGUGGAUCAUAAGUUGCAGACAGUCUAUGGUACCCCAUCUCCGUUGACGAAUGAUCAUAAAGCCCUGAAAUCCUCCAAUUUUGUCUGCCAAAAAAGUCGGAUUCUGUGUCCAGUAUAUUGUCCAAUGAGACCAAGUGUCUAACUCUAAAGCUACUGUACAUGUAUGUGUGCUGAAACUUCUGAGGUUGUUGAACUUGGGGUUUGUGUCUUGAAGGAACCUAGUCUUAAGUGAUCUGGAUCUUUCAGUCCAACUUUUCACAGAAGGCUGCUCAUUCCUUUAUAAAGACUGGAGUAGAUGUGUCGAAAAUUUGGGUAACUAAAAUUUUUUUCUGUUGGAGGUCAUAGUUCAACUCCAGAAUGACAUUGCUUAUGUUGAUGAAAUUCAAGGUACAUGUAUUAAUGUAAAAUAAGUUCAAUGGAAGAGAGAUUACCUAGUUUAUGAGAAUACCAGAAUGAUAUGAGAAUGAAAAAUAUUGUAUCAAUGUAUCUUACACAAAUUCACACUUAAGCCUUUGCCCAGAAACUUUUAAAAUAUGAUGUUACAGACAUU
This is a messenger RNA of Branchiostoma floridae (Florida lancelet), 6123 nucleotides long. RefSeq names its product dermatan-sulfate epimerase-like protein. The transcript has 3 exons. Gene Ontology annotation, molecular function: sulfotransferase activity; chondroitin-glucuronate 5-epimerase activity. Bases 600 to 4274 code for a protein of 1224 amino acids. The record is from RefSeq and is a predicted model, not a curated record. NCBI's taxonomy places the organism in Eukaryota, Metazoa, Chordata, Leptocardii, Amphioxiformes, Branchiostomatidae.